Messenger RNA from Lycium ferocissimum, 1722 nucleotides. RefSeq names its product NAC domain-containing protein 100. The coding region runs from base 380 to 1381 and encodes 333 amino acids. The transcript has 3 exons. NCBI's taxonomy places the organism in Eukaryota, Viridiplantae, Streptophyta, Magnoliopsida, Solanales, Solanaceae. The record is from RefSeq and is a predicted model, not a curated record. Gene Ontology annotation, biological process: regulation of DNA-templated transcription. Gene Ontology annotation, molecular function: DNA binding.
AGAAGGCACAAGAGAAGGGCCAAAAACAAAAGUUCCUUAGAGCUCACGUUUGUAUUUCUCCCCCCAAAGACCAGUAUUUAUGGCCUUCUGAAGUUCAUUUCUCUGCCUUUUUUUCAAUCUUUAAAAUCAUUUCCAUGACUUCUCUUUCUAACUUUCUCAUUAUUUUCCCACUUUUCAUUUACUUUUCUUCGCAAUUCUGAAAGGCCAAGAUACCUUUUUCUAAAAUUUCAUUAGUCUUGAAUCUUGAUAUAUAGGAGUAUUCUUAAUUGUUGCUUUUUUGAACUGUUUGGCAAGAACCUAUUUGGUACUCAUAAAUUAUCAAUCAGAUUGUGAAAAAAACACAAAUUUUACAAAAGGGUGUGUAGGGGUUUAGGUUCUGAUGAUGAUGGAGAAUUUUUCUGGAGUUGUUAAGGAGGAUGAUCAACAGCAACAGAUGGAACUUCCUCCUGGAUUUCGCUUUCAUCCUACUGAUGAAGAGUUGAUUACUCAUUAUUUAUCUAAAAAAGUUGUUGAUACCAAUUUCUCUGCUAUUGCUAUUGGAGAAGUUGACAUGAACAAAAUUGAACCCUGGCAGCUUCCAUGGAAGGCAAAAAUUGGGGAAAAAGAAUGGUACUUUUUUUGUGUGAGAGACAGGAAGUACCCGACUGGUUUGAGGACAAACAGGGCAACUGCUGCAGGUUAUUGGAAAGCCACUGGAAAAGAUAAGGAGAUUUUCAGAGGAAAAUCACUUGUUGGUAUGAAGAAAACUCUGGUUUUCUACAAAGGAAGAGCUCCCAGAGGUGAAAAAACAAAUUGGGUGACUCAUGAAUACAGAUUAGAAGGAAGAUUAUCAGUUUACAAUCUUCCCAAGACAAUAAAGAAUGAUUGGGUGAUCAGCAGAGUAUUUCAAAAGACAACUGGUGGAAAGAAAAUUCACAUUUCAGGGCUUAUGAGAGGGAAUUCUGAUGAAGAUGAAAUGAGCAAUUCCCUUUUGCCACCAUUGACAGAUUCAUCACCCAGUCACGUGCACUGCUUCUCCAAUGUUGUUAAUGCUCAAAAGAACCAAGAAAACAUGAUCAAUUCUUUCAACACUUCUCCUAAUUUUCCUGUUCUGCCAAAUCCCAUGGAUAUUUUCCCAAGAAAUUCUGUCCCAAAUACAUUUUCCUGGAACCAAACAGUCCCUAUUCAACACAAUUUUCCUCAGCCAAGUUCAUUUCCUGUACAAGAUCCUGCUAUUCUUAGGAAUUUGCUUGAGAAUUAUGGGCAGAACAUGCAGCAGAGUUUCAAAAAGGAGAAAGAAAUGGUCAGUGUAUCACAAGAAACAGGUCUAAGCACUGAUAUGAACACUGAAAUUACAUCAUCUGUGGUUCAACAGGAUCUUGAUUGCCUUUGGACUUACUGAAAUUCUUGGCAGAAAAGAAGGCAAAAUAAGCAACAACAAAAAUAACAGAAGAAGAAGAAGAAGAACAGACAUAGAGCUUCAGUAGUAGUAGCUAUUAUGGUGUGGAAUUAAAUUGUCAUGUGUAUAGAUUUUCUAAUCCCCUAAGUUGCAUUCAACAGAGUAACCAAUAUUAUGUCCCAAAAAAAAAAAAAAUACUCCUACCACUUUCUUUUUUCCUUUUUUUUUUUUUUUUUUUUUGGUUUGUCUUUUUACACUCCUAGUUAUCUCACUGCUGCUAUUUAUUACUUUGUGAUAUUGAAUUUGUAUAAAAUUGUAGUUGUACUGAUGAACACUGUUAGCAU